This is a messenger RNA of Asparagus officinalis (garden asparagus), 1320 nucleotides long. RefSeq lists its product as uncharacterized. NCBI's taxonomy places the organism in Eukaryota, Viridiplantae, Streptophyta, Magnoliopsida, Asparagales, Asparagaceae. The record is from RefSeq and is a predicted model, not a curated record. The transcript has 3 exons. Bases 619 to 1320 code for a protein of 233 amino acids.
CCCUGAUUGACCUCUUAGCGGGUCAUUAAGGAAGAACCGAUACCUCUCUCGCGGAGGUUAAGGUUUCGGACUUGUUGGUUCUGCUAUAUCCUCGCUUGGCCCCUUCGCAGGUCAUUCGGGAAGAACCGACAUCCUCCUUCGCGGGGGUCGAGGUUUCAGACUUGGUGGCUCUGCUGUAUCCUCGCUUGGCACCUUCGCGGGUCAUUCGGGAAGAACCGACAUCCUCCUUCGCGGGGGUCGAGGUUUCAGGACUUGUGGCUCUGUUGUAUCCUCGCUUGGCCCCUUCGCGGGUCAUUCGGGAAGAACCGACAUCCUCCUUCGCGGGGGUCGAGGUUUCAGACUUGGUGGCUCUGCUGUAUCCUCGCUUGGCCCCUUCGCGGGUCAUUCGGGAAGAACCGACAUCCUCCUUCGCGGGGGUCGAGGUUUCAGGACUUGUUUUGCCUGGCCAAUUCAAGUCUUCCGGUAUAUUGGGGCGAUAUUGUGUUGUCUUACACUUUGUAGGUCGGUAUAUGUUACCACGUUGUUUACGUGAUGACGCAUACCGUUCUUUCAGUGUGGGACACUCAAAAUCGUCACUCCAAUUGCCCCCGUGGAUGACUUAGUUCGCUCUCUUGUGAGAUGGAUUUUCUGACUCCGUUCUUGUGUUUUGUUACAGUCGAGUUCCCCUCGAGCAGUCUUCCUCCUCAUGCCAAUACUGGUUGUAGCCGGGAGGUCUUCUCUUCAGCUUCCAUCCGGCAGGCCGUCAGUCCACUCCCUCAGUUUGACAGAGAUCGUUCCGAUGAAUCUUGUCGUCUGAUACGGGAAGGAGGGCGUCAUUGCUUGCGCCAGCUUAUUACGGAUGCCUCCUUUACCGCGGAUUCCACCUCUACUCAGGCUUUAAGGAAGCCGAGUUUCUUGUUCGGAGAUCACGUCGAGGACCCUGCUACGCUGACCCUUACCGAGGAACACUGGCUGAAUCUUGAUGAAGGAGCUCUCUUGUACAUUCCCUCCAUUCCUCGCCAAUAUUCUUUCACUCAUUUGAGGGGACAGGCCGUGGGGCGACAGAUGUCCUGGGAUCUUACUAAGGAUGCUGAGCGAGUUCCGUGUGGAUAUACCUCUCAUCACAAGACUCCCGGUUCUAGCGGGUAUCAUGAUAUUCGUGGUCUUCGGCCAGGGAUCGUGGGCCUUGACACCGCACCCCCAUGCGAGGUGUCAGCAGCUGCUCCUACUGUGAGUAAUCGUCUGGCCCUUCUGGGGAGGAGAUUACCUCCACCAGAGCCUAGAUGCUAUGGUUGGGCUUCCUCACUAGCCAAGGGGUGGUUUCAGCAGAAGAGAUGGUAA